Messenger RNA from Ostrea edulis (European flat oyster), 4704 nucleotides. RefSeq names its product myotubularin-related protein 6-like. Gene Ontology annotation, molecular function: phosphatase activity; metal ion binding. Gene Ontology annotation, biological process: dephosphorylation. The record is from RefSeq and is a predicted model, not a curated record. The transcript has 15 exons. Lineage: Eukaryota; Metazoa; Mollusca; Bivalvia; Ostreida; Ostreidae. The coding region runs from base 252 to 2504 and encodes 750 amino acids.
GAGGAGCCUGUUGACACAUACAUGAUUACAAUGCUGUAAAUUUUUUUAACUUUAUUCUGCCGAGAUUUAUUAAUUAUCAGAGAAAUGGAAUCCAUUCGAACACCCAAGAAUUUUUCACUCAUAUGGAGACGUCACCAGGACCGGUGAAGGGCUUCAAAUUUAGGCCUAUGCUUGGCGCUUACGGCCAUUGAACAGUGAGGGUUCUGCAUCCCUUGUUGACUGGUCACACCUUCCAUUAGCCCAGCUCUGUCAUGAUAUGUAAACAAGUGGACAAUGUGAAGAUAUUGGAGCGGUUUCGAUCCCGGAACCCAGCGGUAGGAACGCUGUACCUAACCACAACUCACCUCAUCUUCGUGGAUGGUGCGGGAAAGAGAGAAACAUGGAUCCUGCACACCCACAUGUCCGCUAUAGAGAAGCAGGCACUCAAUGCUGGGGGAUCCCCUCUACAGAUUCGCUGUAAAGACUUCAGAUGUAUCACGUUUGUGAUUCCCAGGGACAGAGACUGCCAGGACAUUUUUACCUCCUUACAGGAACUCUCCAAACCAGCAGACAUAGAGAAGCUGUAUGCUUUUGUUUUUUCGUCGGCGGACGGAACAGAGAAGUCUUUUGGUUGGGAUCUUUAUGAUGUUCAGUCUGAGUACCUGAGGAUGGGUGUCCCGAAUCAGCUGUGGUCACUUUCUAACCUAAACAACAAAUAUGAGCUCUGUGAUACGUACCCCAGGCAUCUAUAUGUUCCGAACUGCGCCUCCACUCCAGUCAUCCUCGGCAGUUCCAAAUUCCGCAGUCGCGGACGACUUCCUGUUUUAUCGUAUUUCCACAGUAAAACUCAGGCAGCCAUUUGUCGAUGUAGUCAGCCUCUCUCUGGUUUUCGAGCUCGCUGUCUGGAGGAUGAACAAAUGUUACACUGCAUCCUGAAGUCUAACCCUAACCCCAAGUCAGAGUUCAUGUAUGUCGUGGACACCAGGCCCAAGAUAAAUGCCAUGGCGAACAAAGCGGCAGGUAAAGGCUACGAGAAUGACAACCACUACACCGACAUCAAAUUCCAGUUCCUGGGAAUCGAGAACAUUCACGUCAUGAGAGCCAGUCUUCAGAAACUUCUCGAUGUCUGUGAGCUGAGGAACCCCUCAAUGUCGGCCUUCCUUCAGGGCCUGGAGGCCAGCAGCUGGCUCAAACACAUCAAGGCAGUUAUAGACACUUCAGUGUUCAUAGCAGAGGCAGUGAAGAAUGGUAAGAGCGUCCUGGUUCAUUGCUCUGACGGCUGGGACAGAACGGCACAGACAUGUUCUCUAGCCAGCCUGAUGUUAGAUCCGUAUUACAGGACCAUACAGGGAUUUCAGGCUCUGAUUGAGAAGGAAUGGCUGUCGUUUGGUCACAAGUUCACAGACCGUUGCGGUUUCCUAGACACCCCCGAUAAUAAGGAAGUGUCCCCGGUUUUCACGCAGUUCGUGGAGGCAGUGUGGCAGUUGAUGAUGCAGUACCCCUGUGCGUUCCAGUUCAACGAACGCUUCCUUCUGACCAUUCAUGACCACGUCUACUCCUGUCAAUUUGGGACAUUUAUAGGGAACUGUGAAAAAGAUCGACUUGACCUUAGACUAAAUGAGAGGACAUAUUCUUUGUGGGGACACCUCAGCAUACACAUGUCCGAGUUCUUAAACCCUUUGUACAGGAAGGAAUAUGAAGUCACCCACCCCACACUAUCCCCCAACACAGGAUCUCAGUGCUUCAAGUUUUGGAAGGGUAUGUACCAUCGGUAUGACGUGGGACUUCACCCUCGGGAACAGAUUGCAGACAUCCUUAGCGCGGCUAAAGAUCACACGGACUCGCUGGAGGACCACAUCAUACUUCUGGAGAAGAGAGUGACACAGAUCUGUCGGAUGUUGGGAAAAUCAGAGGACGCAAUCCAGAAAAAACUGAAUGGCGGAUUAUCAAUGGAGUCACUAGACAACCUCCGAGAAUCCAUGGAUAAUUCUAUCACAGAAAAGCAGGAGAAAUCCGAGAAAAUCCCCAUUAAUGGAGAGUUUGAUAUCAAACCAGAUGAAAAUUCUAAAUCAAAGGACAUCCAAGAUCUCAUUGACAUUAAGAGUGACAAUGAGUCCGGAUUCGAUGAGUCCAGCUCCCAGUUGUCAAAAUCAGGUCAUGGUGACCUGACUACCACACAGACAGGUAUAGAAACUGGUUCCCUUGAUUCCAGUAUGUGCUCGGUGGGGAGGGACCAGCUAAGCUUGGACCUGCUUGUGUUUGAGAUGAACAGUGUUGCCAUAGAUUGGAAAUCAUUUCGUAAUGUACACAACUGUAGCUGUGCAUCUCCAUUUAAUAGUUUUACAAAAAAGUUCCAUUGCUGGAAAUGCGGUGAGGUGUUUUGUAUGCGAUGCAUCACCAAAAAUAUCCCCCUGCCUGGCCACUCUUCACGGCGCCCUGUUCCGGUCUGUCGACCAUGCUAUAAGGAAAUACGACACUCGCCUUCCAUGGAAUUCCCACCAACAGCUAAUCAGAUUGCAAGUUGAUGACAGUAGAAAGGAAGACUAUUAGCGUGCAAUGUUAUUUAUUCUGUAGAUUACUACUGUGUUACAUUGUAUAUCAGAGAGAGAGAGAGGGAGAGAAAGAGAGUUCCUUUUUGUUUUCUCAUUGCGCAUGACUCAGGUUAUUUGAAAAAUGAGAAUCAUGACUAGAUUUAUAUUUUACAAGAUGAAGCACUGUUAGAAAACAGUAAAUGUGAAUUCUUUAGUUGCUAAAUAUUUACAGUUUGUUGGUUAUAACGAUGUGAUGCAGUUUCAUUGUGACACGGGUUGUUGUCCGUGAGUACUGAUAAAAAAACUGAAGAAGCAGGACAGAUACUCGUGUGUGUUGUUAUGUUCAGUGUGUCCAGAAAACAACCCAACGCUGUAAUUGUGGGCAAGGUCUAUACGUUCACUGUAUUUUGAUUAUAUCGUCAUGAAAUUAUUCUUUAGAAUCUUUUUAGCUCAUUGCUUUGAAGAAUUUCCAUUUACACGGGCCAGUCUAAAAUAAUUUUUACUUGUUAGGUUUGGAAGAUCCAAUCAAUCAACUGUCAGAGAUGAGAUUAGGCAUGCAUUAAUGUGAACCUUCAUGUGCGAUAUGAAUUUUUAAAAAAAACUAUGUCAAUGGUUUAGAAUGCGGUGCCAUGAUUAUUUUCUGCAAAUGCAGGAAAGAAGUUUGAGAUAAUGGCUGUUGAUACAGAAUUUUAUGGAGAGUGACUCUGUGCUCUUCCUUUAUCAUCAAAUAUUGCACUUCAUUUACCACUAGAAUUAAUGAUUAGGCACCACUAGAAAAUUAGCAAAAAUUAACAUUUAGGCACCACCAGAAAAUUAACAAAAAUUAGCAUUUAAACACUACCUGAAAAUUACUAGUAACAAUGAUUAGCAGUUAGGCACCACCAUAAAAUUAACAAAAAUUAACAGUGAGGCACUACCUGAAAAUUAAUAAAAAUUGAUAUGCACUACCUGAAAACAGUGAGGCACUACCUGAAAAUUAACAAUAAUCAGUGGACAGGCACCAACUGAAAAUUAACAAUAAUUAGAGGUCAAGCACUACCUAAGCCUGAAAAUUAACAAAAAUUAACAGUGAGGCACUACCUGAAAACAUUGCAAAUCAGUACUCAGUGAAAGAUAAUGAAACCAGUUUUAAAUUUUGUGUGAAAUGUUGGAGAAUCUUGGCAUUUGUUUACCCUUGUUAAUAGUAAUUAAGGUCAAAUCAAAAGGAAUGUACAAGAGACUGUAAAGCAUGGUCGAAUAUCUACUGUAACAGGAGGUUAAUAUAUGUCAAUGAAAACGACAUUGUUUAGGGGAAACCUCAAUAUAAGUUUUCAGUAUCAGGCGGUAAUUUUUCCUGUUAAAUGUUUUCUAGCCUACUGCAUGUAUAUAUAGGUGGAUUGUGUGUAGUUUACACCUUGCCCAUCGUCAGUAAUCCAAUGUCAGUCUCGUUAUCCUUAACCUCGAGAAAUGGCGAGACCGACCGUCAGUUACCGAUGAGGUACCUUGCCCUAGUGUACGUCUACUGACCCCAUAGAUAGAGCUGUCAUUCCGACAUAACACGUGUCUCGGACUACUGUACCACACAGAUCCCAGGACAUCUCAUACUGAUCUAAACCUAAAGACCCUUGUGCUAAAUAAUUCAUCUGGACACCUCCAACACAGACUUCAACUCAACACCACAGGCUUCAACUCAGUAUUAAUCUCAACACCACAGGCUUCAACUCAACACCACGGGCUUCAACUCAACACCACAGGCUUCAACUCGGUAUUAAUCUCAACACCACAGGCUUCAUCUCAACACCACAGGCUUCAUCUCAACACCACAGGCUUCAACUCGGUAUUAAUCUCAACACCACAGGCUUCAACUCAACACCACAGGCUUCAACUCGGUAUUAAUCUCAACACAACAGACUUCAACUCAAUACUGUGAAUACAAAUUUGAUUUCAACUUGAAAACAAACUUCAUCUUGACUCCACAAACAAGUUUUGUUUUGAUACUGUGAAUACAAAUUUUAUCUUGAGGUCAUGAAAACAUUUCAUCUCGACCCAUUGAACAAAAUGGUCAUCACUUCACCUCAUCCUCAAGCUGUGAUUAUUUAUUAGACAUUGCAGUUUUUGUAAGAGUUAAUGUAUAUUUGUUUCAUUUAUCAACCGCUGUUUGCAUGUGUUAUAUUAAAAAAUUAGGCUUCAUAUUAAACAUAUUUUUAAUUCUGAA